AUGGAGAAACCUUGCUCCUUCUCCUUCAUCUUCUUCACCACGUUUCUCUGCAUCAUCAUAUCAGUUGCCGAGAGUUGCACCUUCACGCAAGGGUAUUCCGUCAUCGUCAUCAAUGACAAUAUCAAUGAAAAAGUGCAGGUUCACUGUAAAUCGAAAGACAACGAUAUCGGUUUGAAAUCAAUCGGACUUAAAGAAUCCGUCGCCUGGAGUUUCUGUGACAACAUAAAUUUUCCAAGCACUCUUUUCUACUGCAAUUUUCAGUUGGGUAAAAAACAUCAAGUUUUCGAUGUGUACAAUCGCGACGUCGGACGUAGUUGUAAAAAGGGACCGAAAGGUGACCGUAGGCUAUGCAGGUGGUACAUUAGGCACGACGGGUUUUACAUGAUCGGGAUGGAGGGGAGCCAGGAUGUUAAAAAGUAUGAUUGGAAGGUGGGUCAAGCACGUUCGAAUUCCACUUAUAAGGGUUCGAAACGCCGCGAGCCGUAA
This is a messenger RNA of Cynara cardunculus var. scolymus (artichoke), 486 nucleotides long. Its product is annotated as S-protein homolog 5-like. The coding region runs from base 1 to 486 and encodes 161 amino acids. NCBI's taxonomy places the organism in Eukaryota, Viridiplantae, Streptophyta, Magnoliopsida, Asterales, Asteraceae. The record is from RefSeq and is a predicted model, not a curated record. The transcript has a single exon.